AUGUGGACAGCAAAUAAGCUAAGAAAUGCAUUUACAGAAUACUUUGAGAAAGAAGGGCACACGCACUGGAGAUCCUCCUCGGUCAACCCAGACGACCCAACUCUUCUCUUCACAAACAGUGGAAUGGUCCAGUUUAAGAAGAAGUUUUUAGAUCUGGCGCCUGCAGACACCGCAUACGGCCAAAUGAAAAGAGCAUGCAACUACCAAAAGUGCAUCAGAGCUGGAGGAAAGCACAAUGAUCUUGACGACGUGGGGAAGGAUACAUACCACCACACGUUCUUUGAAAUGCUUGGAAACUGGAGCUUUGGAGACUAUUUCAAAAAAGAGGCAAUCCACUUUGCAUGGACGUUCCUUACAGAGGUGCUUAAGCUAGACAAAGACAGGAUCUAUGUGAGCUACUUCAAUGGAGACCCCUCGCAAGGCCUGCCAUGUGACACUGAGUCGCAGGAGUUGUGGAGGCAGUACUUGCCAGACUCCAGAAUACUGGGAUUCGGGGCAAAGGAGAACUUCUGGGAGAUGGGGCUUGUUGGGCCGUGCGGACCGUGCUCUGAGAUACACUAUGACAGAAUUGGAGGCCGAGAUGCAUCAGGAAUUGUCAAUCAGGAUGACCCUGAUGUUUUGGAGAUCUGGAAUGUUGUGUUUAUACAGUACAACAGAGAAGAGAGCGGGCUUUCCGUUCUGCCUAAGAAGCAUAUUGAUACAGGAAUGGGGCUGGAAAGAGUUCUGAGCAUCCUGCAGAACGAAAAGAGCAACUACAACACAGAUCUAUUUGUGCCGCUUUUUAAGACAAUUGAGAGAGUUCUGGGCGUAGAGCCAUACACAGAUAGACUGGACAGCAAGAAGGACAUUGCGUACAGAGUAAUAGCAGACCACAGCAGGACACUAACGAUCUCUCUUAUGGACAAUGUUAUGCCCAGCAGCGAUGGAAAGGGGUACACAAUUCGGAAGAUACUUAGAAGAGCACUUGGCUUCCAGUAUUUGCAUCUGAAGAAGGCACCAGGCCUUCUGCCCAUUCUAGCCGAGCAGGUAUUUGGAGAUUUCAGCCAGGUCUACCAAACCGAGCUGUCCGCGCAGGCCAUAGUGCAGAUUAUCACAGAGGAAGAGGCGCAGUUUACAAAAACACUGAGCAAGGGGCUGUCUAUUCUAAUGGACAUGCUGGAGACAGCAAAGAACGUAGAGGAUGGCGCAAAGAAGGUUCUUCCAGGCGCAUCAGCCUUUGUUCUCUAUGACAGAUAUGGGUUUCCAAUUGACUUAACCAUGGCUGUGGCAGAUCAGGAGGGCGUGGCAGUGGAUGUCGACGGGUUUAAGGAGGCGCAGGCAGCAGCCAAGGCACUUUCAAAGGGCACCCAGAAGAGCACAGAAAGCCUGCACCUCACGGUGCAUGACCUGGAUGCGCUUGACAAAGCACUCAAGAAAAGGCCAACCGUUGAUAGGUAUAAGUACAGCGAAGAGCCAAUAAGCGCCAGGACUGUGGCUGUUAAGCAGGCAGGCGAGAUAGUAUCUGUGAGUGAGCUAGAAAACCCAGCACCAGCAGGCGAGUUUGGAAUCAUACUUGACCAAACCUCAUUCUACAGCGAGGCUGGCGGCCAAGAGGGUGAUGCAGGCACAAUUAUCUUUACGCACAAAACAGCAAAAGACGCAGGUGAUCUAGUUCGCAUGUUUUCUGGCCUGACAGUGAAGAACACAAAAACUCCAAAAGAAGGAAACAUAUCAGGCAUAUUCACAGUUCGCGAUACAAAGAACUACGGGCGGUAUGUGAUGCAUAUAGGUACGCUUGAGGGAUCCAUUACGGAAAGCGCAGUGUGCACCAUUGAUGUAGGCAGGAGAAGGCGGCUUGCACAUGCGCACACAGGCACACAUCUGCUAAACUACGCCCUAUCCCAGACACUCUCCAAGGCAGGAGGAGAAGAGAUCCGGCAGUGCGGCAGCUUGGUGAGUGAGGACUUGCUGAGAUUUGACUUCCACUACAAUGCCCCGCUUUCAAAGGCUGAGAUUUCUGCAGUUGAGGAGAUAAUCAACAGCAUUGUGGAGAGAAAGGAGGCUGUGACUGUGGAGUAUCUUCCCUACACGUCAGCCGUGCGCAUUGAAGGCAUCCGGCACAUGAAGGACGAAGAGUACCCAGAGACUGUGCGUGUUGUGAGCGUAAAGAACACUUUGGACAAGAGCAAUGCUCGCACAAGCACUAUCACCUCAGCAGAGCUGUGCGGAGGAACCCAUGUGGAAAACACAGGGGACAUUGGAAGAGUCCGCAUAGUGGGGGAGUCUAGCAUAUCAAGAGGCAUCCGGCGAAUCACCGCAGUCUGCUCAGAGCGAGCAGUUGCUGCAGAGAAAGCAGUGGCAGAGAUCCGGGCAAUCAAGAUGGCGCCAGCAACUAUCCAGGAAAUAAGAGACCGGAUAGACACCACUGACAUUCCGCUUGUGGAUGCCAGUCAGCUCCGCGAGUCUCUAGAAGAGUUCCAAAAGCAGCAGAUAAAGGAAAGAAAGAAGCACUUCGAUGGCGAAGCUGUACGUCUUAAGGAGGCUCUGAAGGGCACAGAAGGAAAGGUAAUGUUUGUCUGCCACACAUUUGCAGAAACUCCUGUGCAGCAGGUGAAUAAGCUUAUGGGCGGUCUCAUUCAGGCCCUUGAAAAGGAAAAGAGAGAGGGUCUUGUUCUGUAUGAAGCAGAAAAGGACGUAGUGAUAAACGGAAUUCUGAAGGAUGGCGUAGAGCAUGUGAAGAGCGCGUUUAAGGAGCUCUCUGCAGAUAAAGCCAAGAUUGGAGGAAAGUCGCCCAGAGUGAUGGGUGUUGUUUCUAGCGGUAUAGAGACAGUUCAGUCUGCACUUUGUGGUCUUAUGAAAUAA
This is a messenger RNA of Nematocida ausubeli, 2841 nucleotides long. RefSeq names its product alanyl-tRNA synthetase. Gene Ontology annotation, molecular function: alanine-tRNA ligase activity; ATP binding; amino acid binding. NCBI's taxonomy places the organism in Eukaryota, Fungi, Microsporidia. Gene Ontology annotation, biological process: tRNA modification; alanyl-tRNA aminoacylation. The transcript has a single exon. Gene Ontology annotation, cellular component: cytoplasm; mitochondrion. Bases 1 to 2841 code for a protein of 946 amino acids. The record is from RefSeq and is a predicted model, not a curated record.